AUUAAAUGCGUAGUAUCAAUUUCAUUUCAUUUUCAUUAAUGCAUAAUAAUCAUAUGAUUUCAUUUUACGAGAAUAUUAUAAGUAAUCGUUUUUUCUUCUGUGAUUAAUUAUACAAUAAUUUGCUUUAAAGUCGAUUAACAUAAUGAUCAAAAUUCGUAGAUUGUUAUUAUCAUGAGAACGCGACAUUAAGGUGUGGCAGGCGUUGAAAUACAAGUGACAUCAAUUUUUGUGAGCAAUAUUACCUUGUGAAAAUUUGUUCUUUUUUUUAUCGUAUUUUUUUGGAUCAAAAAUAUUAUAAUAUCGAGAAUGACGGUCGACAAACAAGAUUAUCCAAAAGCAUCAAAUGCUGUACUUUUUGGAGGAGUAAUAACAUAUAUCGCUGGAUUAUUUUUAUUGAUGUCUUUUACAAGUCCGUAUUGGAUUGAAUCGUAUCAAGAAACAUUUAGUACGUUCAAACAUAUGGGUCUCUGGGAGUAUUGUUUCGAACAAUUUCGAUAUCCAUAUUAUCAGUUUGAUAAAUUAUUCGACGGAUGCCAUCACAUUUUUUCUCGGGAAUACUUUGUCAUAAGAGAAUGGUUACUACCUGUUUGGCUUAUGGUCGUACAGGCAUUCGUCACUCUCUCUUUACUUUUAUCAUUUUCUUCGCAAGCAAUUAUCGUAUUGAUUUUAAUCAGAUGGCCGCUAAGAUUCGUAUUGCAUUAUGAAUGGAUUCUCUCUGCCGCAGCAUUUAUAUUCAAUGCUACAACUGGUGUCUUAUUAUUUUUGGCAGUGGCUAUAUUCGGAGGUCAGUGUUGGCGCAGAGAUUGGUUAAUGUAUCCAAAUUUCAAUCAUUUAUCAUGGUCUUAUGGUCUUGCUGUUAUAUCUUUUAUGCUACAUUCAUUAGGCGCAUUUUUAUUGUAUUUAAAUGCGCGAGCGGGCUAUACGUAUCGUAAAGAAUCUCGAAAUCUCGUCAUGCAAAUGCAGCCUAAUCCACAAAGUCAUCAUGGCUCGCAACGAACCGGAUACAUAUAAUGAAAGUAACAAAGUUAUAUAGAAUCUGUAUCUUAUAUAACACAAAACGAAGCCACAAUUGUACUUCAUUGCGCACAAUUCGACAAGUCAAAAAUGCAACGCAGUACAAUAUCGUUCCGUCCACGUUAGGUAGGAAGACUGAUAUCGUUUCAUUUUCUUUUUCUUUUUAUAUAUAUAUAUAUAUAUAUAUAUGUAUGUAUUAGAUUUAAAACAUCAUAAUUUCAGCAUUAUUAUAUCGCAAUGCAAGUACCAAUAGAUAAUUGUAGUAAAAAAAUUCGAGCAAUGAUAAGAAAACAGAAGUUAAAAAAGAGUUGGUAGUUGGACGAGUUACGUAUUAUCUAUCGUAAUAUUUUCAUCGUAUAUUUUUUUUAUUUUUUUAUAUCUUGAGUUACCUGCAGUGAUCAUCAGCGUCAUUUUUCUUUUUUUACUUUCAUAAUAUUCCUCGAUGAUCUGUAUUUUUGUUCAAUGACUAGUAUUAGAAAAUAAGUUAAUUGUCUGUUUUCGUUUUCUUUUUGUUUUUUUUUUCCUUUUUUGUUUUUUCUUUUUUAUGAUCUUUAAUACUUUCUAAAUUGUAAGUUUCAAAAAUCUCUAUAUA
Messenger RNA from Vespa velutina, 1606 nucleotides. RefSeq lists its product as uncharacterized. Lineage: Eukaryota; Metazoa; Arthropoda; Insecta; Hymenoptera; Vespidae. Gene Ontology annotation, biological process: regulation of tube size, open tracheal system; septate junction assembly. Gene Ontology annotation, cellular component: septate junction; membrane. The record is from RefSeq and is a predicted model, not a curated record. The transcript has 4 exons. Bases 307 to 1011 code for a protein of 234 amino acids.